Protomyces lactucae-debilis is the source of this 438-nucleotide messenger RNA. RefSeq lists its product as uncharacterized. NCBI's taxonomy places the organism in Eukaryota, Fungi, Ascomycota, Taphrinomycetes, Taphrinales, Protomycetaceae. The record is from RefSeq and is a predicted model, not a curated record. The coding region runs from base 1 to 438 and encodes 145 amino acids. The transcript has a single exon.
AUGGCCAAGGAAGCUGACGCCUGGUCACGCUCAAAAGCCGCUACUGAAUUUGCCGGAUUGAGCUUGAGUGGUGCUCCUCAUGAUCUUGCGUCAGGUACUCUCGAUCGCAAUGGUGUACAAGGCGGCAUAAAUCCCAUUUUGAGGCGUGGAUUGCCCUCUAUUCACAAAUCUCUUGGAUUACCUUACUCGAACGGCAAUAUACCACCUUCCGCUGUGAUUUAUCAGCAUGCUGGUAUGAGAUUCAAUCCUGCUUCCGCUGAUCAACACGUUGGCACGAUGAACCAUGCGCAUGCAGCUAUGAUUCCUGCCGCUACCGAUUUCGUGGUUGGUAAUCGACUUGGUCCUGCCCUCAUCCACAACAAUGCAGCUGAUCAAAAUCCGCCCUGCAAUACCUUCUAUGUGGGCAAUCUGCCACUAACGACAAGGGAAGAAGAAUGA